GUACGAUAUAUCAUACCACCAACACCAGCGCGCCUGAUCACUGUCAACCAACCACGACUGCGUCAGCAGGCAGUCAUAUUGGAUAAACCUCACUCUCAGCACCGUGAUUACAUUAUGACCACCCGACUUCCCAGUUGCGACGGCCUGCUUACGAACUUCUCUUUGUAUUUCUUUUCAUCUGAAACCAGAAACCAUUUGACACAACCCAAGCUCGACACAUGAGAAAAGGCCAUCCCAAGAACAGCACAUCAUCAACAUUAUCCAUCAAGAUAGAUCCCUAAGACCAACCGACCAAAUCCACAAACCACAUCGAAAAAGAAAACAAAUACAAAGAUGCCACCCCUAAUCCACAUAAUCCGCCACGCCAAAGCCUCGCACAACCACUGUAGAAACAACAAACUUCCCGACCCGGACCUGACGCACGACACGCCCGACUCGGAAUCCUACAACGACGGGCACCAGCAGGUGCGACAACUCGCAUCGUACGUUAACGCGCACCGGCGCCCGCACAUAACACACGUGGUAUCGUCGCCUUCGCAGCGCGCCGUGCGGACAGCACAGAUCGUGCUCGAGGACGUGCUACGCGGUGCGGAGGGGCAGUGUCAUAAGAUUUGUGAGUUAUUUUUGUUUUCGUCUUCUUGUUUUCCUCAUCUUCCUGGGCUGCGUAUAUUAUGAAUAGGUGUAUAUCUACCAUCUCCUCCACAUGCAAACCCCCCCCCUCCUUUUUUUGGGGGGGGGG
Messenger RNA from Truncatella angustata, 739 nucleotides. RefSeq lists its product as uncharacterized. Bases 334 to 675 code for a protein of 113 amino acids. The record is from RefSeq and is a predicted model, not a curated record. Gene Ontology annotation, molecular function: phosphatase activity. Lineage: Eukaryota; Fungi; Ascomycota; Sordariomycetes; Amphisphaeriales; Sporocadaceae. Gene Ontology annotation, cellular component: cytoplasm. The transcript has a single exon.